AUGAUUAACUAAAUCAAUCCAUUAGAUGAAGCAUUAAUUGAAAAAAUAAAAGGACUUGAGUAACAAAUAGCAUAGAAAGAUAGAGAAUAAUAUAUAAUUCUAAAUAAUUUAUAAAGAAAAAAUAGAGAAUUGAAAAACUAAUAUCAAUAAACAUAACGACAAAAUAUGGGUAGUUAUUACAUUAUAUUAUUUCAAGAUACUAAAAAAGAAGUAUUAUAAUUAUAAUCCAAGAAUGAUCAUUUCAAAUUUCAAGUUGAAAACUAUUCAAAUGAAAUUCACGAUUUAAAAUAAAAGCAAUAAUAAUUUUUAAAUGAAUAAGAAUUUUUAUCUUAAGAAAUUAAAUAUUUAAAAACCGAACUCAAAUAGGAUUAACUAACAGAAUAAGAAAUACUAAAAAAAAAUGAAUAAAUCAAGCGUUUACAAAACACAAUUAAUGAAUUAGAAAAAUAAUUAAGAUUUUUGUAACAAAAUUAGUAAUAAAAUUAAUAAUAAUUAUAUUAAACUUAAUAAUAAUUAAAUACAAACAUAUCAACAUGUUAAUUGCACUCAAAAAAUGAAGAAAUCAAAAUACCUGUGUAUGUUCCAAUAAUAGAAUAACCAAAAUAUUUAGAAUAUUAACCAAUUAAAGUAUGUUUCUAUAUAAAUUUUAGUAAUAUCAAAUAGAAAAGAUUAUCGAGACAACUACUAAUUCUAAUUACUAAAAACCAUAAUCAGUUUAUUUGUAACCAAUUCAUUAUACAACUUAAUAACAUUGGGUUUCCAUGCAACCUACUCAUAGUCACCAUUAUCAUAAUUCUUGCCAAUCAAUUAAUGGAUAUAAAUAUUAAUAUCUUUGA
This is a messenger RNA of Paramecium sonneborni, 836 nucleotides long. Lineage: Eukaryota; Ciliophora; Oligohymenophorea; Peniculida; Parameciidae. The record is from the annotation of a GenBank genome assembly.